AUGGCCUCCAUUCGCUCGCUGGGUGUCCGCACCCCCGCCGCCCUUCCGUAUUUAAUCCAAGAGGGAAUCCUGCCCGAAGACGCCCCGCCCAGUGCCUACACCUGGUCCGCAUAUAGCGAUGAUGAUGGGGAAGAGGAGGUUACCGCGACUGAGCACUGCGUGGUCUGGUCGCGAGGAGGCAUAAUUCGCAAGGCCUUCAAUUUCGAGGUCGAGGGAGAGAAGGUGCUGCAGGCCGUCCUCACCUGGUUUCCCUCUGGCGAGGCCAACGCCCUGCGCAACACCACCCAAGAUUUGAGGCAGGAUCAUGGUCCGGGGACGCUGUUCGCCAAAGACAGGGUUCGCGAACCAGGCUAUCCCGCGCAUGAGCAAGCAGGAUCUAGCAGGCGCUCUCGAACAGAUGCGCCGCCGGAGAAGCUUUCCCGCGCUCUGGUCGUCUUCCUCAAGACCCAAGCCCAUAUCUUCUUCCUUGCAGGGUCCAGCCAUGUAGUCAAUCUGCCAUUCGAGGUUGAACGUGUCUUUCCGGCACCUCGAGGUCUGCUGAUCCAAAGAAAGCUGUCAAUGCCGGAUUUUGUCCCAGCCAGCCCAGCAGUGCCAAGGGUUCCGCCCAAUUCCUUUUUCUCUCAGCUUCCAACCCAGUCUUCUUCUCAGAAUUCAAACCUGUUCACGCCAAUGGUCAACACUUCUUUCACGAAUCCCCGGCGUGCUAGGUCAGGGCAAGGCGCCGCCUAUCCUGCGUCCCUUGCCGACCUCCUCAAAGCCGGGACGAGUCCAUCUGCAGACGGCCUACCCCGUCUCUUCUCUUUUACCGAUCCCUUCUCUGAGAUGGGCCUGGUGGUUGCGGCCCAACCGCAGGCUGCUAAGAGCUCAUGGUCUGUGAAACAAUCUGGGUCAAAGCCCCUUGACCCCAUAGACAGAGCUGAGGAGGUGCUGUAUGUCACCAAACAGAAUGAAAUGUUGGAUUCCGCCAGCGCUGCAGACAAGCCAUUGAUCUUGGUCGUAACUGUCAAUUAUGAGAAACGGUACUACUCUGUCUGGUACGCGUCUUACGUCGAUCCCAAGCCAGCUUCGGCAAAGAAAAGCCGUCGCAGCUCCACCACCCUGUCUGUUGGUCGUUCUCGCCGGCGAAGUUCUCUGCAUCCGGGGACCGGGGCCACCACUCCUGCACUCAGGACAAGGGAAGGCACAAGAGACAGCUUCGGUGGGCCUAGUCGGGGCUACGCAAAUACUUCAUUCACUGCGAGCCAGACACGCGAGACCAGCAGCGAACAUCAGACAGCAGAAGAAGUGUUCGCGUCCCAGCUUGAUCCGGAGACGGACCUUGCUAGGCAGCCUUCCAAAGAGUCCAGACGCGUGAGCUCUUUGCUUUCUCGAGCGGAUCUGUCGAGGAGUUUCGAUAAAUCAGCCUUCGAACAAGCUACGCAUCGGAGCAGCUUAGGAAGCAGCUUUGGCCACGGUCGAAGAGGCCCAUCCCUUAGCGGCCAUGGACUGCGUACAAGUCUUGGUCCCAGCUCCCGGCCGGCCUCCCGAAAGAUGAGAGCGUCUACUCCAGGUGAUGUUUCACAAAUCAGCCUGAGCGCUGUUUCUCUGGAGGACACCUUGGAUGAUGAUCUAGAUCUCGACAACACCAUUGAUGAUUCAGAAAUUCCUGACGAGCUGCUCGGCGACGGUGACGAAGUGUCCGGUCUGCAAGAGCCAAUUGAGGGGCUGCGCCGGGAACUGUUGCUGGUCAAGUUUUCCGAAUUUCCAUUCGGUACAUCUGAAAGCAUAUUCCAUUCUUCUGUGCACGGGAACCCAAUGAAACCACCCAAGAUAUUCACCCUCAAAGCUCCCAGGUCAUUCACAGACUCCUCUCUCAAUGACGGGCAUUUCUUUCUCUACAUGAUGCAAAAAUCGAAAGGAGAACUUGUCGAGCAUGAAUUCACUGUUCAACGCAGGCGGCUAACACCGACCCCUGCGGCUAGUAUGGGUGGCUCAAAGUCGAAAGAACCUCACAACAUCCUGAUCCCGACUGCGGUCAACACUCGGCGCCAACGAGACUUUAUUGAUGCAAUUAAAAUUUGCGACAACGGCAUACAACGAGUACUAUGCCUAGCCCGAGAUGACGCGGGAGAUUCGCUAUCAGCGGGAUGGUGCCCACAGGCACGGUACACUCUCGUACUCCCCCGAAGGUUCAGGCUUCUGAACCCCUACUCGAUCGGGUUCAGCGCGCCCACACAAGAAGCGAUCGAGGACCCAAAUCAGUCAAUCGGCACUCCAGAAGAUCUGACUGCCUUGGCGCACGCGACAGGGAAUGGUGGCAUUGACGUAAAGGAAGGCACUGGACGAUACCACCGCUUGCAGGUUAAACUCUGGCCACAGAAUGCCGCAGUGUCCAGAGUUCUUUCGGCCUGCCGCUUGAUCCUACCUCCUCCUCAGGGCGACCAUUUGCUGGCGAUUUGGUGGAACAUUUCCCGCAAUCUGCGCAACGAAAUGCGUUUUGAUGUGGAAUGGGCGGCUUUGGUUGCUUCUAUUUUUGCUUUUGGGGUUGGUGGGAUAGAUCCCAAGUCAGUCCGACUCACCGAUUUCACGCGUUCUGUUGAGAGCACGCCGAGUAGGCGGUCACUUCGACGAGGGGCUGCUGACGAUCCUUUCGAGCUGCUGUGGCGCUAUCAGAGCCAGGAUCCUGCCGCCAAGAGUUGGGAUGGAGCUGCAUGGUCUUGGGUGGAACAGACUCUGGCAGAAAAAGCGAAGCCUCGCACAUCCACCAGACACUCUCUUCUUUCUCCCUCGACCAAUUACGGCAUCAAGAGGAAAAGCGAUUUCAUUCCGUUCUGUACCAAGGCUGCUCGCGAUUUCCUCCAGGAGCCUUUGGCUAAGAAGCUUCUUCCAGAGACAGCCGGAAGGUCGACUCGUGCUAAGCACCAAGACUCGCAUACCACUUACCUUCCAUCAAUCCUCGUGGCCUUGCAUCUUCUACGCGAGGAGGAAAAGCUGAACAUCCUCAACAGAGACACUCGAUCCUCUGAGACCGGGAACCUUGCCCCUGUUUUGGCACAGCUUGGGCGCUGGCUUAAUUGGGAAUUCUGGGAUUGGAAGAACACCAGCCCCUAUGGCCUGGAUGGUGCAAGUCUAGAUCAGUGGGUCUUUGAAGACGCUUCGAUUACUACUGUCAUGGUCGCCACUCCUCCAUGGGAGAAGCCCCCUUCGAUUUUCGACUGGCUGGAACGGAUGCUUGAUCCCCGCAGAUACCAGGGGUUUCCGACUCUGGACAUGCUCGUUGGACAGCCAGAGAAACCCCAAACUUCACAUGACUCACAAGCUCUUGCUGAUGUAGUCACUGCUUUGACCCCACGUACAGUGGCACUGUGCAAGUGUCUUGCAAGGAUACGGAGGGGAGAGCUAACGGCUAGUCUGCAAGUUGAGACCAUGCUUGACAGUGGAAUCGACACUCAAAUGCUGGAGACGUUCCCCUCAUCUGUCGUUGCUGGAAUCCGUGAAGCAAUCGUUGAGUGUCAAGCAAGCCCACCGACUACGUGGGAUGAAAGACUGCUUGAGAUUGUCGGUAGAGAGGACCUCACUACGUUGCUUAGACCAGACGCCGAAUGGUCUCCAAGCCCAAUUUCCUUGGUUUCUGCCGCUGGCAUUGCAAGCCGCGAUGUGCAUACGAUUUGUCAAUCUGCAGAGGCCACCGACUCGUCUCAGAGUUCGUCUGAAGCCGACAGGUACAUAAUUACACGGCUCAUUUUCAGCGAAGACCGGCGCUAUAUUGAGGCUCUGCGUCUACUCGAGCCCCUUCGCCCUGCCGUUGCCGAAUGUAUCCCUGAUCCGUCGUGGACGGAAGCCGAACAUCUCGAUGCGCAGAAAAGCGUCAUGCAGUGGGUCAUGCUAAGAACCUUUGCGUUGCCGGCAGGCCACUCGAUGCUUCAAUUUGACAGCAAAAGACCUCUCGUCACGGAGAAGUUCCCGUUGCAUGGGUUCACGACACUAUGCACUAUGAAACCUCUCAACAACACGGUCAGCGCCGACCGAAGCACGUACACCGAAGAGAAGUUCGCAUGGGCCUUCUUUCAUGCGGGUGUCUCGGCCGGUCUCAGCAUCUCACGCCGCGCCAAGGGCAUUGACACGUCUUGGAUUGCCUACAACAAACCCCCAGAGCUGAGCAACAAGCACGCAGGCUUGCUGUUUGGGCUCGGCUUGAACGGCCACCUCAAAAAUAUUGCCAAAUGGCUGUCUUUCAAGUAUCUUACACCCAAGCAUAGCAUGACCUCGAUCGGCCUUCUUCUUGGCCUGUCUGUCUCAUAUAUGGGGACCAUGGAUACCUUGGUCACCCGUCUACUCUCAGUGCACGUUACGCGCAUGCUCCCACCCGGCGCGGCCGACCUUAACCUGCCCCCUCUGGCGCAGACGACCGGACUGAUGGGGAUCGGACUACUUUACCUAAACAGCCAACAUCGGAGAAUGAGCGAGAUCAUGCUUUCGGAAAUUGAGCAUGUUGAGCUUGGGGACCCUUCCGCGCCGUCAGACAACAUCCGGGAUGAAGGCUACAGACUUGCAGCUGGAUUUGCUCUCGGUUUGAUCAAUCUAGGCAACGGGAAUGACCUCCGCGGUCUCCAUGACAUGCGGUUGGUUGAGCGGCUUCUUGCAGUUGCUGUUGGGCCCAAGCCCGUCGACAUCGUUCAUGUUCUGGAUCAGGCAACUGCUGGUGCCGUCAUCGCUAUUGCUCUGGUGUUCAUGAAAACUCAGAACGCAUCAGUGGCACGCAAAAUCAACAUCCCAGACACGCUCCCACAGUUCGAUUACGUCCGUCCGGACAUCUUCCUGCUGCGGACUCUUGCUAAGCAUCUGAUCAUGUGGGACGAUAUCCAGGCAGACUACGCGUGGAUUCUCACCAAUCUUCCAACAGAGUAUGGGCUCAAUCAUAGGCUCACGGAGAUCAAGACUCUUCGCAGCGAGCACAUGCCCUUUUACAACAUCAUGGCCGGUCUGCUUUGGAGCAUCGGCCUCAAGCACGCGGGCACCGGCAACACCAAAGCUCGGGACUUCCUAGUCACCUACCUCGAUCAAUUCAUCCGACUAUGCCACCUCCCAGCCAUUCGCUACGACGCCCGCCUCACCCGCAACACCGUUCGGAACUGCCAGGACCUGGUGGCCCUCUCCGCCGCGACCGUCAUGGCCGGCACCGGCGACAUCGUCGUCUUCCGCCGCCUGCGCCUGCUCCACGGCCGCGUCAGCCCGGACGUGCCGUACGGCUCGCACUUCGCAGCGCACAUGGCUUUGGGCGCCCUCUUUGUCGCGGGCGGCAGCUACACCUUCAGCACGUCGAACCUCGCCAUCGCCGCGCUCGUCUGCGCCUUCUACCCGCUCUUCCCGACGGACGUCCUCGACAACAAAGCCCACCUGCAGGCCUUCCGCCACUUCUGGGUCCUCGCCGCCGAACCCCGCUGCGCCGUCAUCCGAGACGUCGAGACGCAUCGCGCCAUCGCCAUGCCGCUCGCCGUCACCUUCAGAGACGGCACCCGCAGGACUUACUCUGCACCCUGCCUGCUUCCCGAACUCGACUCCAUCGCCACCAUCGUGACGGCAUCCCCCGAGCACUGGCAAGUCACCCUCGACUUCGUCGCCAACCCCGCACACCUCCAAGCCUUCAAGCGCACCCAAACCAUCCACGCUCGCCGCCGCAACCCCGCCGCCGCGCACGCGACAGUGGGCAAUAUCAGCAGCAACAGCAACAGCAGCUUGAUCCAGCAGCAACACCAACAACAACCCCGCCUCGACUUCUUCCCCGCCCCCGCAACAACAACAACAACAACAACCCAAACCUUCAACGCCACCCUCACCGCCCUCAACGACGCCCACCUCGCCAGCACCGCCGCCGCCGCCGCCGCCUCGCGCCGCGGCGGCGGCACCAUCAUGUGGGGCUGGAUCUUCUCGCUGCCCGCGCUGCGCGGAGGCGAGCCCAAAAAAGCACAGCUACUACUAUUGGAGCAACACCACCCGUCGGCCUUGUCGUCGUCGGCGCCGUCGACCAACUCGUCGUCGUUCACGGCCACGUCGUCGUCGUUCCCGCUGCCCGUCGUCACCAUGGCGGAUGUGGGCGCGUUGAUCAUUCCCGUGGAUGCGGGGCCCGGAUCCGGGGGUUUGGGGUCGGGGUCGUUGGGGUUUUCUGGUGGUGGCGGCGGUGGUGGUGGUGGUGCGGCUGCGGUCUCCUCGUCGUCGAACGCCGUCACUGGAUAUGCUGGUGGCGGCGGUGGCGGUGGCGGUGGCGGUGGCAUCGAGUUGCUGACGGAUGGCAAGACGAGCCCGGUCGAUGAGCGGUUGGUCCUGCGGACGGCGGCGCUGAGGGGGUGGGAUGCGGACGGGUUGAGGAAUCUGAGGUUGUUGUUCAGGUGGGCGGAGAGGGCGCAGGACGAGGAGGUUGAGAAUGGGGGGAGCGGCGGCAACGGGGCGGCUGCGUGCAGGUGGUUGGGGAGGGAGGUGGUGGAGGGGUUGAGGGCGGUGGUGGGGGAGAGGGGGAGAGCGGUUGGUGGAGGGGUUGUUUGA
Molecule: messenger RNA, 6519 nt
Organism: Diplodia corticola
Lineage: Eukaryota; Fungi; Ascomycota; Dothideomycetes; Botryosphaeriales; Botryosphaeriaceae
Product: 20s cyclosome subunit (apc1)
Exons: 4
Coding region: 1-6519 (2172 amino acids)
Biological process (GO): metaphase/anaphase transition of mitotic cell cycle; anaphase-promoting complex-dependent catabolic process; protein K11-linked ubiquitination
Cellular component (GO): anaphase-promoting complex
Molecular function (GO): molecular adaptor activity
Source: RefSeq, a predicted model, not a curated record